This is a messenger RNA of Nicotiana attenuata, 2313 nucleotides long. RefSeq lists its product as uncharacterized. The record is from RefSeq and is a predicted model, not a curated record. The transcript has a single exon. The coding region runs from base 1 to 2313 and encodes 770 amino acids. NCBI's taxonomy places the organism in Eukaryota, Viridiplantae, Streptophyta, Magnoliopsida, Solanales, Solanaceae.
AUGGCGAACAACAGUGAGAAUGAGUCAGAUAAUGAUGAUGUCCAUGGACAAUUGGUUGAACAAGGUUCGGGACUGGUUGAAGAAGUAAGAGUGUUGAAACAACAAUUGGCAGAUAUGUACCAAGCCUGGGUGAAUGGACAGGCACCACCCCCAAUACCUAUAGGGCCUUCGGAUAAACUUCAUAAUGUGUCAGUUGCAAAUCAAGUGCCUAUCUCCAUAACAAGUAACCCAUUGUACCAACCUAGUUUCAGUCCGAGCAUUAACCUGCCCGCUAUCCCCAGUACCUCCAUUCCCCGUCCUCCAACCGCACCCCUCAGAAAUGACCCACCUACUGUACCCAUUGUCCCUACUUUCACUGUUCCUCAACCGGCUCUUGCUCAAAAUCUCAACAAUGAUCCACAUCUGAAUGCUUAUGAUGCCCAACAUUACUCUCCAGAACUGACUUUCAAGGUCCCAGAUUCAUACAAGCACACUUCUCAGAACAUGUUCCCAGUUGAGAUCGAAAAGCCCGAAAAGAAUAUGGAACAUGAGGAAAUGACCAGAAAAAUGAAGAGCUUGGAACAAACCAUGAGAAACAUACAGGGUUUGGGAGGCCACAAGAGUGUUUCGUUUAAUGAACUAUGCAUGUUCCCCCAUGUUCAUUUGCCAUCGGGUUUCAAGACCCCCAAGUUUGACAAGUAUGACGGUCAUGGUGAUCCUGUUGCCCAUUUGAAGAGAUAUUGUAACCAAUUAAGAGGAGAAGGAGGUAAAGAAGAAUUACUCAUGGCUUAUUUUGGGGAAAGUUUUACAGGAAUUGCUUCAGAGUGGUUCAUAGAUCAGGACAUCUCUCACUGGCACGUUUGGAACGAUAUGGCUCAAGAUUUUGUCCAACAAUUUCAGUACAAUAUUGAUAUAGUGCCAGACCGCUCCUCUCUUGUCAACAUAAAGAAGAAACCAAUAGAAAGCUUUAGAGAAUAUGCAAUCAAGUGGAGAGAGCAGGGUGCUAGGGUCAAACCACCAAUGAAAGAGGUAGAAAUGAUUGACUACUUUCUCCAAGCUCAAGAUCCUGAUUACCUCCACUAUAUGUUGGCCGCCAUUGGUAAACCUUUUGCUGAGGCGAUUAAGAUUGGGGAAAUAGUUGAGAAUGGCAUGAAGUCGGGCAAAAUUGUGAGUCAGGCAGCCCUUAAGGCGACCACGCAAGCAAUUCAAAGUGGGUCAGGCAGUUUCGGAAAUCGGAAAAAGAAGGAGGAAGGAUCCAUGAUGGCAUCUGGGUUCGGGGGAGUUCAAAGAGGAAUAGUUCCUUCGUACGUGCAAUUCCAACAAGGACAAUCCAAUUCUCCUCAUCAUUAUUAUCCGCCUCAAGGUCCUUGGUACUCGGUGCCCUCGCAACAAUGCAUAGUGUUUAAUGCUCAGGCUUAUGCUAGGUCUCCCAAUCACCAACAAUGGCGAGCACCGACUCCACUAUGCUUCCGUCAACUCCGGCCAAAUUUUCAGGUGCCAUAUAAUCCUCGUCCCAGACAGAAAUAUGUGAGAGAACAGAAGCCAAAGAAAAAGUUCACCCCAAUUGGAGAAUCGUAUACAAGCCUAUUUCGAAAGUUGAUGCAACUGAAGUUGAUUGAACCUAUUGUGCCGUAUUAUGUGAAUCCAAAUUCAAAAGGUUUUGACUCCAAUGCGAGAUGUGAGUAUCGCUCCAACACCCAAGGUCACAGUACCGAAAAUUGUUGGACAUUAAAGAAAGCCAUUGAAAAUUUGAUUGAAGCAAAGGCAAUUGUGGUGGUAAACAAUGAAGAUACUCCUAAUAUCACAAACAAUCCGCUCCCAGCUCAUGAUAAUACACAUUUUAUUGGGAUGAUUUGUGAUGAUCGGGAUUAUAAGCAAUUUGGCAAGACAGAGAUGAUUGUUGGAACCAUAGGGCCAGAGCCAAAAGUGAUAGUAAUCCCGCCGCAAUCGGUACCGCUGAUUGUGAAAGGUGCGAGUUCUAGUUCAAACUUGGCAGGUUCUGAAAAAAUGGUUCUCUAUGUCCCUGGAAGCACAAAAAAGAUUGAGGUUCAAAAGAUUGUUCCGAAUAAUGCUUUGAGAAAUAUAACAGAGCCAGUUGUGAUCCGACCUGUUGCACAACUUCCAAUGUCAAACACAAAAGCUAUUCCCUGGAACUAUAACAAGACUGUCAUGACAUACAAAGGAAAAGAGAUAGUGGAAGAAACAGAUGAAAUGGGAGGCUUGACCCGCUCUGGAAGGUGCUACUCGCCAGAGGAAUUGAGAAAAGCUAAGCAACCCAAGGAAAAUCACUUUCCAGUGAAAGAAACUGUUUCAGAAAGCGGAGGAAUUCCUUAA